Molecule: messenger RNA, 1968 nt
Organism: Meriones unguiculatus (Mongolian gerbil)
Lineage: Eukaryota; Metazoa; Chordata; Mammalia; Rodentia; Muridae
Gene: Znf784
Product: zinc finger protein 784
Exons: 2
Coding region: 79-1035 (318 amino acids)
Biological process (GO): regulation of transcription by RNA polymerase II
Molecular function (GO): DNA-binding transcription factor activity; RNA polymerase II cis-regulatory region sequence-specific DNA binding
Source: RefSeq, a predicted model, not a curated record
GCUUGCGCAGCGCCGGCAGACAGUGCCCAGUCCUUCGCAGAGCGAUCGUUGGCCUCAGGGACAGGGCUUAGGUACAAGAUGGCCGCCGCGCGCUCGGACCCCCCGAUUCCGAGCUCACCGACCCGGGAGUCUCAAUUCCCGGAGCAGCCGGACCUGGUCCUGAUACCUGCUGGUGGCCGCUCUGCCACACCCUCAAGUGACCUCAUCGAGAUCCAGGUGGUAAAAGUCACAGAUAGCACAUCGGUCCCUGAGCCCCCAGAGCCCGGACUUUUUCAUUGUGCCUUGUGUCCUGCUGCCUUCCACCUGGUCUCGGAGCUGCUGUUUCACGAACAUGGCCACCUGGCAGGCAUGGAAGGGCGUGGGCAGGGCGGGCACCCUAGCCGUUGUCACGUGUGUGGCCACAGCUGUCCAGGUCCUGCUAGCCUUCGUGCCCAUUACAGCUUGCACACUGGAGAGCGGCCUUACCGCUGCCCAUUCUGCCCACUGGCUUUUAAGGCCUUGGCACCUCUGCUCCGGCACCAGCACCGACAUGGGGUGGAGCCAGGCACUUCUGGAAGGCUUCCACCUGCAGCAUCAACUGGACAGCUGAACCCAAGGGUGGCCCAGGAGAGGUCAGAGGUGGUGGUGGCUGCAGCGGCUGCGGGGGCUGUGGUGGGCAAGCCUUUCGCCUGCAGGUUCUGUUCCAAGCCCUUCCGCCGCUCCUCAGACAUGCGAGACCAUGAGCGGGUGCACACAGGGGAGCGGCCCUACCACUGCGGCAUCUGUGGCAAGGGAUUCACGCAGUCCUCUGUGCUGAGCGGUCAUUCCCGCAUCCACACUGGCGAGCGCCCCUUCCGCUGCAUGCUCUGCGAUCGCACUUUUAAUAACUCCUCCAACUUCCGAAAGCAUCAGCGCACCCACUUCCAUGGGCCAGGGCCUGGGGUGGGAGGAUGUAUAGGCCAACUGAGAUCAUCUUCGGUGGCCCAAGAAUCAGGGAGUAAGUGUGGGACAGAGAAUACUAAGGAAAGUGAGACUAAGGGUGCAGAGAGACUGUGAAGGUGAAUGUGAAGGUUGACCAGUAGGCUGGGAAGUAGGAAAUCUGUCAUUGCUUAGGUGGGUGGGGAAAUAGAGGUGGAAACCAAGGAGAAAUAAUGAGCAGCUGGGGUUGGAGAAUUGAGAGAGGGAACCGAGUUCUGGUCUCCCAGAAACCCACGCUACUCUUGAGACUCAGGAAAGAGGCACCUGUAGUUCUGUGGAUGCCCAGAUAAAUGUGAGAAUACACAGACAGCUGGGUAUGGCCCACACCUAUAAUACCAGUACUCUGGGGACUAAGGCAGGAGGUCCAGACCAGCCCAAGCUGCAAAGCAAGACUCUAUCUACCACCACCUCUGGUACAAUCCUGGGACCACCUCUGGACCUGGUAGGGGCUGCCUUAAGGUGGACGAAGAUGAAAUCUUUUGCCUACCUCAACUGAAAUGCACUGGUCCUGGGAUGCCCACCAGGCCAUAUCUAAAGGGAUGCUGGGAUACCUUCCUCUUGAAUCCAGAUAUCUAAACCACAGUUGGGAGUCCACGAGUCUCUAGGAUGUGAGCCUGCUUAUAGAGAUUAAUUCUAAACUUUGCUCACCUCUCCAUCCUACCCCCUAGAGGUCUUGCCUUAACUCAUGAGACUCUUCUGGAAGCAACUAAGAGCAAGCAAGCAAGCAAGCACUCACCUGGUAUCCCCUUAAGCUUUAGGAUCAGGGCCUGUGGUUGGUCUCCCAUAUCUACAAAGAAGUUUCAGAUUUAUCUAUUCUCCACUCUGAGGUAGACCUCUUCCUCCUGGGCAAUUCUGAGAAAAGGUUGGCUGAUGACAACCUUGGUGAGUGGAGCCAGGGUGUAGAGUAAGAGAGUGACACUGCUGUAAGGGGCUAAAAGGACUUGGGAGCUAGAGUCUGGGGUGGGAGUGGGGACUUCUAGUCUGUUCCUAUUAAAAGACUUCCUGAAAGGC